UCGAUGAACCUACCACACUGCUCAAUCAGUCAUCAGUUGGAUACGGUUGGUUAUUAUAGAAUUGGAUGACUUUGUAUCGGUCUCGCGCGGCUAAUAUGAGCAGAUUACGGUUUGACGUGUCGGUCUGGGUCAUGGUGACCAUGUGUGUGCUUAGUGCCAGAAAUUGUUGGGCUCAAGGAGAAUAUGACCCAAGCUAUUGGAACCAGCAGGCGCACGAUCUCUUAUUUGAGAAAAAGGAUUAUACGAUGCAAAAAGUUAACAUUGCCAAAAAUAUAAUCGUAUUUGUCGGAUCCGGAAUGUCCCAGGCAACCGUCACCGCCGCCAGAACUCAUAAAGGAGGCGAAAAUGCUACGUUCCCGUUCGAGCAGCUCAAAUGGAGUGGUAAUGCCCGGACAUAUUGCGUCGAUAGUAGGGUGCCGGAUAGUGCUUGCGCCAGCACAGCGUUUUUGACCGGAGUGAAAGGUAAUCUGGGAACGGUUGCAGUUCAUCCCACCGUGAAACGAGGAGAAUGUGUCGCUACCAGUGAUAAGGUGAAGCAGUUGGAAUCUAUUGCCAAAUGGGCGCUCGCAGAAGGACGUGUCGUUGGUUUUGCCACGACAUCACGAGUUACCGACGGCUCCAACGCUGCUCUAUACGCGCACUCUGCCGAUAAAGACUGGGAAAAUGAUGCCUCUGUCACUGCAGCUGGAUGCAACGCCACUCAGGUUAACGAUAUUGCCUAUCAACUAAUAAAUGGAGAUGUUGGAAAGCACUUUAAGGUAAUCUUCGGAGGUGGACGCAAAAAUUUUAUUCCAAACACCGAAACCGAUGAAAGCGGCGCUCGUGGUUUGCGUACCGACGGCAAAGACCUUAUCAAAGAGUGGAAAGAAUCCAAAACCGGAAACGCAGUCUACAUCACCACCAAUAGCGAACUGGGUGCGCUGAAUACAACCAACAUCGACUAUCUGAUGGGGCUGUUCAGUUACGAUAGGCUGCCGUAUGCCGCUGACAUGGGCGAAGAACCGAACAAGGAGACUCCCCCCUUGGUGAGGAUGGUUCACUAUUCGUUGGAGAUGUUGCAGAAAAAGGAGCACUCGGGUGGUUUCUUGCUUUUCGUGGAGGACGGUAACAUUCAGGAGGCGCACAAGGAGAACAAACCGAUCAAGGCAUUCGAGCAGGUCAAACACUAUGCUAAUGCUUUCAAUAUGGCCCACAUGAUGGUGUCGGAAGCGAACACGUUGCUCAUUUCGAUGAAUGAUGUCGGAAGUACGCUGUCCAUUCCAGGAUACCCGGCACGUGACACGGACAUACUGACCGAGGCCGGUACAAGUGACAAGGAUUCCAAACCAUACCUUAGUCUUGCUUACGCUACGGGGCCUUCAUACGACUCGUAUUACCAACCAAACGAGGGCCGCGUUAAUCCGCUUGCCGUGCUGCAAGGCACUCCGACGCAGAAGGAGCAGACAUGCAGCGCUGCCGUUCCAAUGAGCGAGGGUGUCAACGGUGGCGAAGACGCUUCCGUCUAUGCUACCGGGCCAUGGGCGUUCAUGUUUUCCGGUGGAUACGAGCAAAACUUCAUUGCCCAUGCCAUCUCGUUUGCCUCUUGUAUCACGGACGUGUGUGGAGGCGCAUCGAGCGUGGUGGUUUCUAGCGCGGCCUUGCUUUUGGCGUUGAUGGUGCGAGUUUUUGCCUAAUGAAAGGAUGGUACGAAAAGACCACAACUACAAAGUCCACUAGAUGAAACGAAAGUUGACUCCACUUAAUUAGGUAGUAUUUUUUAAAUUAUUGGGAUUGUAACUCUACAAGCAUCUGAUUCCACUCCACUUACUAUUUAGGUACUAUUAUUCAUGUGAAAUAAAGGAGAAGCUACAAAUAAAAUAUGUUGCAAAUUA
Aedes aegypti (yellow fever mosquito) is the source of this 1871-nucleotide messenger RNA. RefSeq names its product membrane-bound alkaline phosphatase. The transcript is spliced from 7 exons. Gene Ontology annotation, biological process: dephosphorylation. The record is from RefSeq and is a predicted model, not a curated record. Gene Ontology annotation, molecular function: alkaline phosphatase activity. NCBI's taxonomy places the organism in Eukaryota, Metazoa, Arthropoda, Insecta, Diptera, Culicidae. Bases 66 to 1673 code for a protein of 535 amino acids.